AUCCUUAUGCAAAUUUUUGGGUGGGCUUUUAUUACUUUAAAGGACAUUAUGUUGAGCCGAACCUUCAAGAAGGAAUGAAAUUCCUUAAAAAAGCUUCCGAGUUACAUCAUACGGAAGCACAAUAUUGGUACGCACUAGCAUUGUUAAAUAGUUCUGAUGAGUUUGAGGGAGAUGGAUAUGAAGCCGCAAUGAAAUAUUUAAGAAUAUCCGCAUCGUUGAAUGAGAGAGCAUUGAAGGUUCUGGGAAGAAUUGUACAGACUGGAAGUUAUGGUCAAAAAGCAAAUUACCUUGUGGGAAAAGCGAUGAUUGAUAAAGCUCUUAAUAUGAGAAAUACAA
This is a messenger RNA of Racocetra fulgida, 336 nucleotides long. NCBI's taxonomy places the organism in Eukaryota, Fungi, Glomeromycota, Glomeromycetes, Diversisporales, Gigasporaceae. The record is from the annotation of a GenBank genome assembly.